Messenger RNA from Dreissena polymorpha, 6694 nucleotides. Its product is annotated as SCO-spondin-like. The transcript is spliced from 43 exons. Bases 222 to 6377 code for a protein of 2051 amino acids. NCBI's taxonomy places the organism in Eukaryota, Metazoa, Mollusca, Bivalvia, Myida, Dreissenidae. The record is from RefSeq and is a predicted model, not a curated record.
UACUGCUGCCGUGAUACAUGUUUUUAAGCUUUUUUAAUUGAACAAUAUAUUUUUCCGUACAUAUAAAAGUAUAUUUAUAUAAAUGUCAAUUUAAUAACGCCAUUCAGCACAUACACUCAUCUCGUUUUGAAGUCAAAUUUAGAACUAAUUGAUAAGGGAUCUCUUGACCCGCUGUUGAGUUGUGCUAACAGUCAGCCGUCUUGGACAGACGUUUCACCAAAAUGGAUAUAAUUACACUCAUAAAAUAUAUCGUGUAUUGUAUUUUACUUGCGCCCUCCACUCACUGUCUGCUUCGACAGCGACAUCUUGUGGAUCGUCAGACUGCAAGCUGGUUAGAAUGGACCCCUAGUACAGAAUGUUCUGCCAGUUGUGACGGAGGUUUCCAGCAGUCGAACAGAGAAUGUUCUACCGGUCGUAACGCGGACUGUGAGGCCCAGGGAGGCAGAUCAUGGAAGAUCGAUGUGUGUAAUCAAAAGCCAUGCAGUCCAACCUGGUCCGAGUGGGGUCCAUUGUCGACGUGCCCCAAAACGUGCGACACCGGUGUUGCUAUAAGACGCAGGAACUGUUCUAGUGGUGUCAACAGUGACUGUGUGGGACAGUCGUACGAACUGCAACCCUGUAAACUCACUGACUGUAUAAUAACAACUACGACAAUUGCUUCCUUGACAUCAAAAGCACCAGCAUCCUGGUCCGCAUGGCAAAGUCAUGUCGCAUGUACCACAUCAUGUGGUCCUGGAUUUGGAGAAAGAAUGCGAACAUGCUCCUCUGGAAACAACAACGACUGUCCCGGAUCUUACUUCGAAGUUACCGUUUGCAAUAAACAGGCUUGUGAAGUUGAUGGCAUAUGGACACAAUGGUCUGAUUGGACAAACUGCCCGGUCACCUGUGGGGGUGGUGGUUCAUCUCGAACAAGGGCGUGUUUCUACCCGGACCCAGCCCACAAGGGAAAGGCUUGUGUCGGAGGUAACGCAGAAACAAAGGAGUGCAACACCAACUUGUGCCCAGUUGAUGGCACCUGGACCACGUGGACAGCGUGGAGCGAUUGCUCAAAGUCGUGUGAUUCUGGGACGAAACAACGAGCCCGGGUAUGCGUGUUUUCAGCUUCCGCGCCGCACGGCCAGAACUGUUCAGGAGAGGCCAAGGAAACCCAGUCGUGUCAGUUAGCUGUAUGCCCCGCCGAUGGGUCUUGGUCGGAUUGGUCCGACUGGUCGGACUGCACCACGACAUGUGGAUCCGGUGGAAUACGGUUCCGCGCUAGGACCUGUAUGUUUGACUUUGACCGACCACAUGGGAAAAAUUGUCCAGGGGACACAAUAGAGCGUCAGACAUGCACGUUGAAGAACUGUAUCGCCAAUGGCGUCUGGAACGAGUGGUCCACUUGGUCGCAGUGUUCUCACACAUGUGCGGGAGGGAAGAGGUCGAGAAGUCGAGUUUGCCUGUAUACACCAGGCGUUGACCACGGUCUACCAUGCUCCGGAGGCACGCUGGAGAUUGGAGACUGUGGGCUGAAAGAAUGCCCAGUUAAUGGAAUUUGGUCAUCAUGGUAUCCAUGGAGUCAGUGCACGGUAACGUGCGGAACGGGUCGAGCUGUUCGAAACCGCACGUGCAAUUUCUAUACGCGCUAUCCGGACACGCCGCAUGGUGAUGACUGCGAGGGGGAUCAAGCUCAAAUAACAAAGUGCAACACAGACCUAUGUCCUGUUGAUGCAGCCUGGUCGACAUGGACUGCUUUCUCCACGUGCAGCCAAACAUGCGGCGGUGGACGACGUACAAAAACACGUCAAUGUAUUUAUGACGAGGUCGCCCCAAUCGGUAUUGACUGUACUGGCCAGAGUACCGUUACAGAGGAGUGUAGUACAAACGAGUGUCCAAUCGACGGUGCAAUUCAAGUGUGGAACUCGUGGUCCUUCUGCUCUGUGAGCUGUAACGGAGGGGUCCACACUCGGACUCGUGACUGUUACUUCCAACCAAACAGACCUCAUGGAGCCGACUGCAAGGAACAACUGAACGAGACGGCGCCUUGUAACGUCCAGUCUUGCCCUACAACUACAACACCACCAACUACAACAGCCUUACCGACAGCUGAUGGCCACUGGUCGAACUGGACCUCAUGGACUGUGUGUACGUUAACAUGUGGGGGCGGCCAACAGUAUCGAGAGAGGCAGUGUACUUACCCCGACCACACUCUCCAUGGACAAUAUUGCCCGGGGCCCCAAAAUCAAACGCAGGAGUGUAAUUCCCGUCUCUGUCCAGUGGACGGCAUUUGGACCCAGUGGUCCGCUUAUUCCAAAUGUUCUGUUUCGUGCGCGAAUGGUGUCCAAACCAGGACAAGACAGUGCGCGUUCGAUCCAAGGUUUGAUAGAGGCGAUAGCUGUCCAGGAAAUAAUACAUCUACUCAGUUAUGUGACAAUGGACCUUGUCCUGUUGACGGUGUGUUCGAAAACUGGAGCACGUGGAACGCUUGUCCGGUCUCGUGCGGAGGGGGAAUACAAGCUCGCGUGCGCGUCUGUCACUUCCCAACUAACGUUCCCCAUGGUUUGGACUGUUUGGGAAUCUCACACGAGAACCAGACAUGUGGAAAUUCAGAUUGCCCAGUCGAUGGAGUAUUAACGGAAUGGUCACAAUGGGCGGACUGCACCCUAACCUGCGGAGGCGGCUAUAAGAUUAGGAAUAGGACAUGCUACUUUCCACCCGACAAACCACACGGCCAUGACUGCGUUGGAAACCUUAAUUUUUCCAAAGCCUGCGCCAAUCAUGCAUGUCCAGUGGACGGUGUUUGGAACGAUUGGGCUUCAUGGGCCAAGUGUUCUGUGACCUGCGGAGGCGGGAAACAGCAGAGGACGAGGAGGUGUCACUAUGACGGCCACAAUCAUGGGACCGCAUGCUCUGGUCCUGACACGGAGACGAAGGAUUGUAGCACCGAUCACUGCCCAAUUGAUGGUAAUUGGAAACCUUGGAACUCAUGGACCUCAUGUUCGAUUACCUGUAGCAACGGAACAAAGUCUCGCACAAAGGAAUGUUAUUUCGUACCAAAUGAGCCCAAGGGCAACAACUGCUCUGGAAGCGCAACCGAAACUGCGGAUUGCAAUCUUGGAUUAUGUCCAGUUGACGGUGUGUGGCACAGCUGGGCCACGUGGUCUACAUGCACAGUCACCUGUGGAAACGGGUCAUCAUCACGUGACAGAGUAUGUGAUUUCCCGGACAAUACGCCGCAUGGACGCAACUGUUCAGGAAGCAACUCCGAGACGCGCUCUUGCAACGCUGAGUUAUGUCCAGUGAAUGGCAACUACACAGCCUGGGGCUCGUGGUCAGUUUGCUCGAAGACAUGCGGAGGUGGCAGCCAGGAACGCAACAGGUUAUGCGUCUACGAUCCAGUGGCGCCACAUGGCAACAACUGCUCACUACUGGGUGCAAGCGGCCAAACACAAGCAUGCAUGACAGAGAAUUGUCCAGUGAACGGAAUAUGGUCAGCAUGGAGCAACUACACCGAGUGCACGGUGACCUGCGGUGGGGGAACCCGAGCUCGACUGAGAAAUUGUGACUAUUCACCUGGAUUCCCGCGCGGCGACCCUUGUAAGGGUCCCAAUAAUGAAACACAGCAAUGCAACAACAAUCCCUGUCCAGUUGACGGCAAAUUGUCUGCCUGGGGAAGCUGGGACACAUGUUCAAAGAGCUGUGCCAAUGGAACUCAGAGCCGACACCGCACAUGCGAUUACUCACCCCCCGGCGCUCCUCAUGGCAAACCUUGCAGUGAUUCCUUAGAUGAGACAAUUCGAUGCCAUACAGAAAAAUGUCCAAUUGCUGGUCAUUGGUCUAAUUGGACUAACUUCACCACGUGUACUUUAACCUGUGCUGGUGGGACACAUACAAGGAAUCGAACCUGUAUCUUCGAUGACCCAGGGGCGCCCCAUCUUUCCGAGUGCUUCGGGAACACAACGGAUACCGAUGCAUGCAACACGCAGUCAUGCCCAGUGGACGGUGUUUGGGGUGACUGGGGCACGUGGCACACGUGUACGGUCACCUGUGGGGGAGGACAGAAGGUGAGGGACCGAACGUGUGACUUCCCGCAAGGUGUGGACCAUGGGAGGAACUGUACCGGACCGGAACAUGAAAUUGAUCAAUGCUCCAGCGAUAUUUGCCCAGUGGACGGAAAGUUUACACCAUGGAGCUCAUGGACACAGUGCACCUACAGCUGUGGAAGUGGAUUUCAGACGAGAAUACGGAAGUGUGAGUUCAAUGGAGGACCGCCUGGAACCAACUGCACUGGAAACUACAGUGAGACACAGUCUUGCAGUCAGAACCCAUGUCCUGUAAACGGCGUGUGGUCGCAAUGGAACGGCUGGGCGACGUGUUCCGUUUCUUGUGGUGGUGGAACAACGUCACGGGACCGAAUCUGCACAUACGAGGUGGGACCGCGCGGAGAUAACUGUGCGGGUCCAACGGACGAGUCGAAGGCCUGUGAAGCAAAUCCAUGCCCAGUUGACGGCCAAUGGAGCCAGUGGUCGCAGUUUACGCCAUGUGUAGAGACGUGUGGAAACGGAACUAAAACAAGAAACAGAACAUGUGAAUACACCGCCGGUCAUCCUCACGGUGCCGCAUGUCCAGGACCGGAUACAGACGCGGAGAGCUGUAACACGGCACCGUGUCCUGUGGAUGGUGUGUGGGUGCUGUGGAAUGCCUGGACAUCUUGUAACGUCACUUGCGGUGGAGGCAGCAGAAACCGUACCCGGGAGUGCAGGUACCCCAUUCCUCAACAUGGAGCCUACUGUGUUGGAAACGAUUCAGAAACUGAGACGUGUAACACGAACCUUUGUCCAGUAAAUGGCCAUUGGAGUGCGUGGGAUUCCUGGGGGUCAUGUACGGUGACCUGUGACAUCGGAAAACACUUCAGGAACAGAACUUGUGUGUACGACCCUGUGGCGCCUAAGGGUGCAAGAUGUCCAGGAGAUGACCACGAAUCGGACUUCUGUUCACCAUCAUACUGCCCACGUGAUGGAAUAUGGACUUCCUGGAAUGAAUGGAGUGUAUGUUCUACCACUUGUGGUACUGGUUCUAUAACGAGGAGAAGGAAAUGUGUAAAUCCUGUUCCUGCUGCACCAUUCGGCAAAGAUUGCGAAGGACUAGUAAAUGAAACAAAAGCUUGCACCAAUACUACAGAUUGUGCAGUUGAUGGUAACUGGAGUGAAUGGACCUCUUGGAGCACGUGCAGCGUUACCUGUGGCAAUGGAGACCAGUCUAGAAACCGCACGUGUCUGUUUGAGCAGGGGAAGCCAAGAGGUCACGACUGUGUAGGGCAUGGCUUGCAGAACGGCUCCUGUACGAGAGGCAACUGUCCAGUGGAUGGCUCAUGGAGUGCAUGGGCAGCAUGGACUAUAUGUGACGUCACAUGUGGUGGUGGAACGCACAACAGGUCACGCGACUGUUAUUUCCCUCAAAGUGUUCCAAAAGGACAGGAUUGCCAAGGCGACUCUUCUGAGUUUACAACGUGUCGCAAUGAAUCUUGUCCAGUCGACGGUGUUCUUGGACAAUGGAGCUCUUGGACAAUGUGUUCUAAGACAUGCGGCGGAGGCACCCAGUCACGUUACAGGAACUGCACGUACCCGGACGAUAGGCCACAUGGACAGUCAUGCAUCGAGCAACUAAGUGAAUCACCUGCGUGUAACCCGCAAGUUUGCACUGUUGACGGCUUAUGGUCUCUUUGGUCGCCAUGGAUGGCGUGCGACGUGACGUGUGGCAAUGGUACCCAGUCUCGAUCCAGAAACUGCACUUACCCACCAGACGCCAUGAAGGGCAAGGAUUGUGUCGGAGGAAGUGGCAAUGAAACGAAGCCGUGCUCAACCGCGAUAUGCACCGCUACUACAACAACUACCACAACAGCUACCACAACAGCAACACUCCCCACAACGACUACUACUCAAGCAACCACAACGACCGCCACCACCACCAUCCCCAGAUUAACGCCUACUCCUACAACAGCUUCCACUUCUACCCCAACCACUACUAUAACUACAACCUCUACUACUACACCAACAACACCAUCAACUACAACUGAAUCAGCACCUCGACGAAAAUGCCACGUGUGCAACGGCCCUCUACAGAUCUGUGAAAGUAAGCACGCGCUUCAGGAAUGUCCUUCAGGCACAGAUUUCUGCAUUAACGAACUGACCAACCACGAUGAUGCCUCGAGAACUGUUAACAGAAGAUGCGGUACAUACAAUGAUUGCAACGACGGAUGGUAUUUAACGUAUUCUGAUGACGACAAGUGCACAGGUUUCGAUGAAAACAAGGUUUACACGGAGGAUUUCUACUGUGAAUAUUGCUGUAAGGAUGAUGGUUGCAAUGAGCUGGUGAAUCCGUCAAAUACGUGGACUCCGUAACCAGUUACUUGUCGUAUUUGUCGACAAAUAUAGUGGUUUAUAUAUGAGCACAAAAGGGCGUGUGGGAGGGCGGUUGUACGGAUGGAUGGGCGUUAAGCUGUUGUUUACUGUAGAAUAAAGCUUUGUAAUGUAAUUUUAAUGAAAAUUUACCGAAAUCAAUCGGGUUCAGGUUGAAUCGAUGAACCUCUGCUAAAUAGAGGGUUAUAGAUAAUUCCGCGUCACUGCAUAUGUUUUUAUUUAUAAAAAUAAAAUAUAGCAAUGUUUAAAAAUAUUGUUUUGGCCAUACGGUUGAAUUCCAAAUAAAUGCUCUUUAGAAU